CCACAAGGUAAAAUUACAUCAUUUAGGAUGAGAUUUGUGUGUCCUACACAGUUUAACUACAUGAGUGAGUGUCGACUGAAAGGUCCAUCAACUUGUUUUUAAAAUACGAGAGAAAAUGAACAAAAUAUUUUUGGAUUACAUUUGUAGUACAUCAGAUCAAAUCAUCUCUUGUGUUAACUCUCAGUGUCAGUUAUAGAAACCCACCAACAAACAUCAAACAAAAACGUGCUGUUGUUUCAUGCCUUUCGGUCGGAAAGAUGGGUGAUAUUAUUUCCACUGUGGUAGUACAGUGACAGGCCAUCAUAACGACAGGCCAAUCAGAUUGUUGUGAAAUUGUUCCCUCCCACUUGAUAUCAUCACUAUAAGAUGAAGCGUCUUCUAAUAUCAUCUAAUUUAACGGCUGUCACGGCCAGAAGAUGUUCUUCAUAUUUUAUUUACUGCUGACACUCAGGGUGGGAAGAUGCACAGAUGAUGUGAUCAUUGAGAUGAAGACUGUUGGUGUUGGAGAUGAUGUGACUCUGACCUGUACCCGCCAGAAAGCUCAAGAUGGAACAACAGCCUUGUUUUGGAUCAGGGUUGUUUCUGGAAACUUACCUGAAUUCUUGGGGGCAACAUAUGCCUUUGAUUAUAAGGGUAUUAAUCAGACUCCUCGCAUCACAGCAAAACAAGGACCUGGAACGUUUCUUCUCCAUAUUAAAGAAACAAAGCGAAGUGAUACUGGAGUUUACUACUGUGUAAAAGUAUACCUACGUGACAUGAAAUUUUUGAAUGCAACAUUUCUGAGAAUUAAAGGAUCAGAACCUGAUAUCACUGCUGUCAUUCAGGAGCCUCCAUCUGAUUCAGUCCAUCCAGGAGACUCAGUGCCUCUGAAGUGUUCAGUCCUCUCUGACCCUGAAGACAAAACAUGUCCAGGAGGUCCCAGUCUGUUCUGGUUCAAAGCUGGAUCAGAUGAAUCUCAUCCCAGUGUCAUUUACACUCAUGGAGACUCUGGUGAUGGAUGUGACAAGAGUCCUGAGGCUCACGCUCCACAGAAAUGUGUCUACAGCUUCUCUAAGAGCGUCAGCUCCUCUGAUGCUGGGACUUAUUACUGUGCUGUGGCCACAUGUGGGGAGAUAUUAUUUGGAAAUGGAACAAAAAUGGACAUUCAAGCCCCUAACAUGCAGGAGGACAAUACAGUUCUGCUUCUGUUAUGUGCUGCUUUGGCUCCAAGUCUGAUUGUUAUAACCUUCCUGAUUUUUACCAUCAACAAAAAUUCUUGUGGUUGUUGCAAAGACACUGUGACCACUGCUGGGCAGAAAAAUCAGCAUUUAAGGAUGUUAAUGAGAGUUGAGGACACUUGGGUUUAUUCUGCUGUCGUCUUCACCACCAUGAGAACUGACAGCAGUGGAACGAGGGAUGCAAACUCAUCAGAGAGAGAGAGGAUCUACGCUGCUGUCAAGGCUUUGGGGUUGGAUUAGAAGUUCAGUCAACUGCAGCCAAAAAUCUCUGUGUAAAAUGAGUUAUUACAUGCUAAACGCAUUCUGCAAUUCACAAAAAACUUUUCAUGUUGUGUAUCUUUUAAGUCAGCAUGCCUGCAAAUUAUUAAAAUCCAACUGAAAUCACAUUUAGUCAUCCAUUCUUGAGAUCAGAAAUGAAUUAAAAUUUAAAUAUAUCCUGGCCAGCAUCUGAACAAACAGACCUGACAUUUUGACACACCUUGUUCAGUUAGUCUCUGUGUAAAAUGAGUUAUUAUAAAUCAUUUGAACUGGAUAAAAGAAACAUUUCUUCCAUUUUUCAAAUGGACAUGAGUAUGCUAUUUGAUGCUGUUUGAUCAUUAAACAAAUCUCUCAACUUCAUUUGUGACCCACCAUCUUACUUUUAUAUUUUCAUUUCUGUGAGUAUAAUGAAGACUUACACGUAUAGCCUAACAAUUUUCAUCAAAAAUUGCUCCACCCGUAUUAAACAGGCCUACUGU
Molecule: messenger RNA, 1954 nt
Organism: Scatophagus argus
Lineage: Eukaryota; Metazoa; Chordata; Actinopteri; Scatophagidae
Exons: 6
Coding region: 417-1457 (346 amino acids)
Biological process (GO): response to bacterium
Source: RefSeq, a predicted model, not a curated record